AUGAAGUAUGCGCAACUUGUAAUGGGCCCUGCCGGCAGUGGAAAAUCAACCUACUGCUCGGUGAUGCACAAUCACUGUCUGAGCGCCGGAAGAACGUUGCGAAUGGUGAAUUUGGAUCCGGCGUGCGAGGUUUUCAAUUAUCCGGCAGUUGUUGACGUUCGCGACUUGAUCAGUGUAAACGAUGUUCAGGAGGAUGAGGAGUUGAUUUUGGGACCGAAUGGAGCAUUGGUCUUCUGUAUGGAAUAUCUAGUCCAAAACCUGGAAUGGCUUCACGAUGAGCUCGACGAGGGAGAAGACGACUACUUUGUGAUCGAUUGUCCUGGACAAAUCGAAUUGUACAGUCAUCUGCCAGUCAUGCGUCAAAUUGUCGAUGCUUUGAAAUCUUGGGACUUCAACGUGUGCUCUGUCUUCCUAAUCGACACAAAUUUCGUUCUGGAAGCCGAGAAAUUCAUCUCAGGCGCUCUGACAGCCCUCUCCGCAAUGGUGGCUAUCGAGACGCCGGCGAUCAAUGUGUUGACAAAGAUGGAUUUAUUAUCAGAGAGAAAUAAGCAGCUGGUUGACGAAUUCCUCGAAACAGACACCCGUUCGAUUGUAGAUCAAGACGAGACUGCGUGGAAUGAGAAGCAUCGAAAAUUGACACGAGCGAUUGCUCAGGUGCUCGAAGACUAUUCGAUUGUCAAGUUUGUUCCGUUGAAUUGUGAGGAUGAGGAGAGUAUCGAUCAGUUGUUGCUCACUAUCGACACUACUAUUCAAUAUGGAGAAGAUCUCGAAGUCAAGGAUCACUACCCGGAGGAAGUCGAUCCGGAGGAAUAA
Caenorhabditis remanei is the source of this 813-nucleotide messenger RNA. RefSeq lists its product as uncharacterized. NCBI's taxonomy places the organism in Eukaryota, Metazoa, Nematoda, Chromadorea, Rhabditida, Rhabditidae. Gene Ontology annotation, molecular function: GTPase activity. The coding region runs from base 1 to 813 and encodes 270 amino acids. The transcript is spliced from 5 exons. The record is from RefSeq and is a predicted model, not a curated record.